This is a messenger RNA of Impatiens glandulifera, 3296 nucleotides long. Its product is annotated as protein CROWDED NUCLEI 4. The record is from RefSeq and is a predicted model, not a curated record. Gene Ontology annotation, biological process: nucleus organization. NCBI's taxonomy places the organism in Eukaryota, Viridiplantae, Streptophyta, Magnoliopsida, Ericales, Balsaminaceae. Gene Ontology annotation, cellular component: nucleus.
GAGAGAGAGAUAGAGAGAGAAAAGGGAUAUAAAGGGCAAAGGAGAGGAAAGUCUUGAAAUGGAGUCCACCACUACCAGAUAGAUUCGUGUGAAGGAAAAGCUACCCAGUUGAAAUUUUCUAGGGUUUCUUGAGAAUCGGAUUGUAGAUUGUAAAUGGCGAUCACUCCUUCUGAACGGCUUGCCAUUAGUCCUAGUCCAAUCACUCCAGCUUCUAGGGUUUUAAGGACUCCUCUGAGUGAUGAAGUGAUCUGGAAGCGUCUUCGAGAAUCGGGUUUUGACGAGGAGUCUAUCAAGAGAAGGGACAAAGCUGCUCUAAUUUCCUACAUAGCUAAGCUCGAAGCUGAGGUUUAUGACCUACAACACCAUAUGGGUCUUCUUAUUAUGGAAAAAAAGGAGUGGGGUUUCAAAUAUGAGCAGACGAAAGCGUUGGCAGAUUCAGCUGAAUUGAUGCAUACACAGGAUCAAGCAGCCCUUGCAUUUGCGUCGGCUGAAGCGCAACGACGAGAGGAGAAUCUAAAGAAACUUCUUGAGGUUGAGAAAGAGUGUGUUGCAAGUAUUGAGAAGGCAUUGCGUGAGAUGCGUGCUGAAUGUGCUGAAACAAAAAUUGCUUCUGAGAUAAAAUUGGCUGAAGCAAAACUGAUGGAGGAUGCCCAAAAGAAGUCUGUUGAAGCAGAAACGAAAUUACGCUCCGCUGAAUCUAUGGAAGCUGAAGCUAGCAGAUACCAUCGAGCUGCAGAGAGGAAGUUGCAUGAAGUUGAAGCACGUGAAGAUGAUAUUAGGAGACGCAAUGAAUCAUUUAAGUCAGAUUGUGAUGCCAAAGAGAAAGCUAUCCUGGACGAAAGGAAGGGUUUAUAUGAAAAGCAAAAAAAGCUGCAGCAAUCUCAAGAAGAAGUACUUGAUGCACAAACACUAUUGAACCAACGAGAGGAGCUCUUAUUCAGAAGAACUGAAGAAUUAAAUCGUAAGAGAAAGCUUAGAGGCUUCUAAAGAAAAAAUUGAUGGAGAAUAAGAGGUUUGAAGGAAGAAAAAAGUAUACUAGAGAUAUAUGCAGUCUCUUUGAAAGAAAGGGAGAAGGAUGUUGAAAGAAUGAAACACUUACUGGAUAAAAGAGAAGAAGACAUAAAGAUUCUACAGCAGAAACUAGAAAGGAAGGAAUAUGAUGGACUUGAUAAAGCUAUGGCUGACAAUGAAGCUUCUUUGAAAGCUAGAAGGUAUGAAUUUGAAGCAGAGAUGGAAUUGAAGCGUAAACUUGUAGAAGAUAAAUUGGAAGCUAAGAGACGAGCUUGGGAAUUAAGGAAGGUGGAUCUUAAACAAAGGGAGGAUCUGAUCCUGGAAAAAGAACAUGACUUGGGUGUCCAGUCUAGGGUUCUGGUAGAAAAGGAAAAUGAUUUCAGAGAGAGGAUGUGUAUGCUUGAAGAGAAAGAGAAAAAUGUCAUAAUUGCUGAAAGAGAUACUGAAUUCAACAAAACUUUGCUAAAAGAGAAAGACGAGAUCAGCAAAUUGCAGCUUUCCCUUCAGUAUUCCAUAGAUAUGCUGGAAGAGAAAAAGAAAGAACUCGCCAAUACUGAAGAGAUAGAAGCCAUGAGAAGAGAGACAGAUGAAUUGAUGCUAUUGGAAAUGCGACUUAAAGAGGAAAUUGACAUGAUCAGAACCCAGAACCAAGGCCUUGAGAUCCAGUCAGAUGAAUUAAAAGCUGAGAAGGCAAAAUUUGAAGUUGAGUGGGAGUCGAUUGACGAGAAAAGAGCAGAACUCAAGAAGGAAGAAGAACGUAUUGCUGAAGAGAAAACUGCCAUAUUUAAAUUUCUCAAGGAUGAGCGUGACAACUUAAAAGUUGAGAAGGAUGCAAUGCGAGAUCAGUACAAACAAGAUCUUGAAUCCCUUUCUCAUGAUCGGAUCUUCUUGCAUGAAAUUGAGCAUGAACGUUCAGAGUGGUUCACUAAAUUACAGAAAGAACGUGCAGAUAUUUUACAAGAUAUUGAGAUUCGGAAGAGGGAGCUUGAAAAUUCUGUUAAUAAUAAGCGUGAAGAAAUGGUAAGUUGCCUAAAGGAAGAGGAAAGACUCUUUGAGGAAGAAAAGAAGAAAGAACUUGGCAAUAUUUCUAUGCUUCGAGAGAAGGUAAUGGUGGAAAUGGAGCAGGUUAAGUCAGAACUGGAAAAACUUGCCACACAGAGAGUGGAGAUCAGUUUGGACCGUGAACAGAGAGAAAUAGAAUGGGCAGAGCUAAAUAAUUCUAUCGAGGAACUUAAGGCACAACAAAGAAAAUUAGAGAAACAGAGGGAGUUAUUGCAUACAGAUAGGGAAGAGAUUCUUUCUCAGAUUGAGCAAAUGAAAACUUUGGAGGACUUGAAAGCUCUCCCCGACAAGAUUUAUGUUCCUAAGCUCGGAAUAUCAUGUCAAACAAGAAUACAGUUUCUUCAAGACAAUUUCUGAAACCGCAACCAACUGUUGUAGAUGAAAGAUUAGGCAGCAAUGGAAAGAAGCAUGAUGUUGAGACUCCUAGUCCUAGUUCUACUCCUUUGUCAUGGCUUAAGAGAUGUGCAGAUACACUGUUGGAUCGAACACCAAGUAACAAGAAAAGUAAAACUCUUAAGGAUGUCAUACUGACACCAUCUGAAAGAAACCGCUCUUAUCAGUGCACCAUCAAGAAAUGGACAGGGAGAUAAUCAUGUGGGGAUGACUACCAAUCAGAUGGUAGGUAGCACUAAAGAGACAACUGUCUAUAUUGAUAAAAUCAUUCGAAUUCAUGAAGUUACAUCAGUGGAGGAAGUAGUUGUUUCCGGGGAUCAGGUCAAAGAGAAGAUCAUAUCUAGAAAGGGUGAGAUGGAGGUGGAUCUUGAUGAGAACGGUUGCAGGGAAAGUCAAGGACAAGCAAGCGGUUGCAGAAGUAAUAAUGUCAAGAUGAAUUGUAUAGCAAUAUGAAUAGUAGAGUUUGUUUCUAUGAAUUUGUUCGAUAGUAGAGUAGUGAGCUUUGAAUGCGUGGAACCAGUGUUGAACAUUGAGAGACUUUUGGAGUUCAUCUUUGUUGGCAGCAAGUUAUGUACAGGAGGAAGGGAUUGAUUUGUACAUUGAUUUGGUUCUCUUUCUUUGUGGAAGUGUAGGUAUUAUUAGGUGGCCUUAUUUUUUUAAGGAUCUUUGCCUUCACUUUCUUGGUUUUUUUUGGUUGUUUCUGAUCUUUUGGUGUUUGGGGAUUCUAAUGGUUUGUCUAUGUGGGUUGUUGGUUUCUUGGGCUUAAAUCUGUUUGCCACAAUUUUAGUAGGUGUUUUCUUUGACCUGAUUAGUUGUGCUGGGAUUCUCUG